Molecule: messenger RNA, 645 nt
Organism: Protopolystoma xenopodis
Lineage: Eukaryota; Metazoa; Platyhelminthes; Monogenea; Polystomatidea; Polystomatidae
Source: the annotation of a GenBank genome assembly
AUGCAAAAGCCCUCCAUUUACUAUAUAUAUUUUUUAAAUCCAUCCAUCACCUUUUUGCGAACAUGGUGGCAGGUUCGUGUUGAAGACGAGAAUGAUAACCCGCCACAUCUACUCUCUCCUCUUGAUGUCUACGUUUCUAUCCCCGAGGACCAACCUGUCGACAGUGUCCUUUUUGAACAAACCUAUUUACCCCCGUCUUCAAUAUCUCUUGGAAUUCAUGAACUUGGCCAAAACCAAAUGAACCAUCUGAACUCCUCUUGCAUUCGUCCUCUUGUUGUCCGAGCCAGGGAUGACGACUUUGGAAGGAAUGGCCAACUUGUCUAUCGGCUACUCGAAUCGGUACCCAGACUUUGGCCCAAUGAUUUGGUCUUGACUGGGUCCGGGCUUGACCAUCGAGUUGACUUACGAUCGAAUGUUAGCGACACAUUUAUUCAUGCGGGCAGUUGGACAACAGAGAUUCCAGGGAGUCAGGCAGUUAUCGGAGGCAAACUUAAAGUUUUUCAUCCUUUCGCCAUCGAUCCGGCUACUGGGGCCGUUAGACUCAGUGGCAAACUCGAUAGAGAACGCGUGCCAAACUAUCUUUUAGGGGUUCAGGUAUUCUUCCUCACGCUUUGGCUGAUUUCAAAUUUUAAAAUUCGAAAAUAG